AUGGUGGCUCGUUCUUUUGAAGACUGGUCCCCAAGUCCUGAUGGCACGCAUCACGUCUUUAACAGAGCUCUCGAAUGUCCAGACAGCGAUGACCGAAGCUACCGAUUAAUACGUCUUGCCAACAAGUUGCAGGUGCUCCUCGUCAGUGACCCAGAUACAGACCGUGCUAGUGCUGCUCUCGACGUUCACGUUGGCAAUCUAAGCGAUCCCGAUCAACUUGAAGGCCUGGCUCAUUUUUGUGAACACUUGCUAUUCAUGGGCACUGAAAAGUAUCCAAAGGAAAACGAUUACUAUUCGUAUCUUUCAGAGCAUUCUGGUUACGCAAAUGCGUUCACAGGCACCGAGAAUACAAAUUACUUUUUUGAAGUGGGUCAUCAAUGGCUCGAAGGUGCUCUUGAUCGGUUUUCUCGUUUCUUUAUCGAUCCUUUGUUUUCUGAGAGCUGCACUGAAAGGGAAUUACGUGCUGUUGACUCGGAACACAAGAAAAAUCUACAGUCCGAUUGUUGGCGAAUUGCUCAAGUUGAAAAGACACUCAGCAAUCCAAAUCAUCCAUGGCGCCAUUUUGAAACGGGCAAUCUUGAAACAUUGAUGGAUGCUCCCAAACGACGUGGUCAAGAUGUGCGACAAGAAUUGCUCAAAUUUCAUGAGACCUUUUACUCGGCCAACAUUAUGAAACUUUGUGUGCUCGGCAAAGAAUCCUUGGAUCAGUUGACAGAAUGGGUGGUUGACAAGUUUUCUCAUGUCAAGAACAAGAAUAUCCCUGUUCCUGAAUUUGAUGGUCAUCCCUUGACAACAAAUGAGCUCAAAACGCAAAUAUUUGUCAAAUCUGUCAAACACAAUCGAACACUGGAUGUCACGUUUCCUUUCCCUGAUCAAAACCCAUACUUUGAAAGCCAACCUACCAAUUACAUCUCGCAUUUGAUUGGUCAUGAAGGUCCUGGCUCUAUCCUGUCAUAUUUGAAAAAGAAGGGAUGGGCGACUUAUUUGAGUUCUGGUGGAUGCUUUGGUGGUCGUGGUUUUGGAUUCUUUCAUGUGAGCGUUGAUCUUACAGAAGAAGGUCUUGAACACUAUGAGGACGUGGUGAUGGUGAUUUUCCAAUAUAUUGAGAUGCUCAAGAAAGUUGGUGUCAAGAAAUGGAUUUUCGAUGAAGUUCAAUCGCUUGCAGCCAUCGAAUUCAAGUUUGCUGAGAAAUACCCACCAUCUCAAUACACCUCCUUCCUCACUCAACAAAUGCAAUCGGAUUAUCCACCAGAAUGGACAAUCAGUGGUACAAGCUUGUUGCGCAAAUACGACCCUGAACUCAUUACAAAGCACCUUUCAUUGCUACGCCCUGACAACUUCCGUCUUACUCUCGCCAGCCAAGAAUUCCCAUUUGGCAUCAAAUGCGACAAGGUUGAACGCUGGUAUAAUACCGAAUACGGCAUCCUUCCUCUCAGCCAAAAGCUGGAUAAUAUGUUGGCUCAUAUCACUCCCAAUGAUGCCCUUUCUUUACCAACACCGAAUGAGUUCAUCCCUACCAACUUGGACGUCAACAAGAUGAUCGUUGAAACCAAGCAACGCAAACCGGAUUUGAUUCAGGAGACAUCCAUGCUCCGUUUAUGGCAUAAGAAGGAUGAUACUUUUUGGGUACCCAAAGCCAAUGUGUGGAUCCUCUUUCGAAAUCCAUUGACCUAUGCAACACCACGCAAUGCAGUCAUCUCCACCUUGUACAUAAGCUUAUUGGAAGACUCUUUGAAUGAAUAUUCUUACAAUGCAGACGUGGCAGGUUUAUCGUAUCACUUCUCUACAGACCCUGAUGGAUUGGAGCUUUCCGUUGGUGGAUACAGUGAUAAGUUGCCUUUGCUAUUGGAGAAGGUGGUUGAACGCAUGAAGAAUAUCCGUAUCGAGGCGGAUCGCUUUAAAGUGAUCAAAGAUCAGGUCCAUCGAUUAUACCGCAACUUCUUCUUGGAACCUCCUUUCCAGCAUGCAAGCUAUUAUUUGACAUACGCUAUUCGUGAACGCAUGUGGAAAUGCGAUGAUCUUGCUGAUGAACUAGCCGAUAUUCAGCUGCAGGAUGUGCAAUCAUUCUAUCCUACUAUCCUAUCCCAUUUGCAUAUCGAAGGAUUGGUCCAUGGCAACCUUGAUCAAGAUGAGGCGAUUCAAAUGUUCCGCACUGUUCAAAAUGUAUUGUCUGCCAGACCAUUGAUGCCGAGCCAAUUCAUCAGCUCCCGCAGCUUGAAUCUACCACCGGGUGAAUCAUUUGUGUAUCAGCUGCCUGUCCGCGAUAUGGAAAAUGUGAACUCGGCUAUCGAAUACUACUCACAGGUGUGCGACGUGACCGAUAUUCCCUUGCGAGCACGUUUGAGCUUGGUGGCCCAAAUUGCACAAGAACCUUGCUUCAAUCAGCUUCGUACCCGUGAACAACUUGGCUACCUCGUGUUUAGUGGCGUGCGUCGACAUGUGGGCACCAUGGGCUUGCGUUUCAUCAUCCAAAGUGAACGUGAUACAGUCUAUCUCGAGAAUCGCGUCGACGAGUUUUUGGACAUGCUCCGUGAUAUCAUUGUCAACAUGACACCUUCCGAAUAUGAAGCACAAGUGGAUUCGCUUAUUGCUGACAAGCAAGAAAAGUUCAAGAACAUGGGUCAAGAAGGAGCCAAAUAUUGGAACGACAUUGAUUUUGGUUAUUACGAGUUUGAUGAUGUGGACAAGGAUGUGGCCGAAUUGAGGACUGUUGAAAAGCAAUCGUUGGUGGAAUUUUUUGAUCGUUACAUCCACCCUUCAUCACCUGAAUAUCGCAAGUUGUCGAUCCAUUUACAAUCGCAAAAGAAGCCUCCUUCUCAGCCGACACAGCCCACUCAUACAGUUGAAUCACUGCAUACAUGUUUGACUUCUGCCACUACUCAGCAACCAUUGAUCAGCCUGGAUGAACUCAAACGUGCCGUGAGCACAGAUAUUCAUGCUGGCCUUCCUCCUGAGACCGUUCUUAGAAAAUUGCUGGUGGAUGAGCUCAAGGCCAAUGAACAAGAUAUCGAAAAUGUCAUGGGCAAGUUGGCUCAAUUACAUAGCACCACGACUAGUAAUGGACAUGCAAGCACUUCAAACCAACAAGAUGACCGGCCCUUUAGUAAUGGUACAACAGGUUCCGAUACGAAUUCGGGAAAGAAUUCCCCCACACGUGAUCACAGCCAACUUCCAAGAAACAAUCAAGCUGUCACUGACUUGAUCAAAUUCAAGAACCAAAUGCCCCUUUCUCCCGCUGCAGUUCCCUUCUUUUUAUUUUCCCGCAUUUAA
Lichtheimia ornata is the source of this 3270-nucleotide messenger RNA. RefSeq lists its product as uncharacterized. Gene Ontology annotation, biological process: peptide catabolic process. The transcript is spliced from 12 exons. Gene Ontology annotation, molecular function: metal ion binding; metalloendopeptidase activity. NCBI's taxonomy places the organism in Eukaryota, Fungi, Mucoromycota, Mucoromycetes, Mucorales, Lichtheimiaceae. The coding region runs from base 1 to 3270 and encodes 1089 amino acids. Gene Ontology annotation, cellular component: mitochondrion; cytosol. The record is from RefSeq and is a predicted model, not a curated record.